Podospora pseudopauciseta is the source of this 1748-nucleotide messenger RNA. It is a transcript of the gene RRP3, whose product is annotated as ribosomal RNA processing protein. The transcript has 3 exons. Bases 157 to 1629 code for a protein of 490 amino acids. Gene Ontology annotation, molecular function: nucleic acid binding; ATP binding; RNA helicase activity. NCBI's taxonomy places the organism in Eukaryota, Fungi, Ascomycota, Sordariomycetes, Sordariales, Podosporaceae. The record is from RefSeq and is a predicted model, not a curated record.
GAAAAUUUCGGUGGGGCCUUUGCUUAUCGGGCCGCCCCACAUGGCCGAUAAGCCUGGAAUUUUGGAAGAUGGCUAUGUAGUUCGACAGCUUCUGAAAGUCUAUUUCACCGGACAAACACUUUCUUGUAAGGUUUGAUUGUCCGAAACACCGUCAAAAUGUCGUCAGUUAAGCGUAGAAAGAUCUCCGACAACCCUUCCGCGGUGAAGAAAAAGAAGACCGAAGCACCCAAGCCCAAACUGACACCUGGGCCAGAACCCAGAAUCGAAGAUGCAGUAUCUGAGGCCUCAGAUGCCGAGGAGUCGACCACCCUUGACAAUGAGAACGGGGAGGCUGCCCCAAAGACCUUCAAGGAUCUCGGCAUCGUCGACUCCCUGUGCGAAGCAUGCGACCGACUCGGAUACAAGCAGCCAACCGCUAUUCAGCAAGAGGCCAUCCCACUUGCGCUUCAAGAUCGCGACAUCAUUGGUAUCGCCGAGACGGGUUCCGGAAAAACAGCCGCUUUUGCCCUUCCAAUUCUUCAAGCUUUGCUCGACAAGCCCCAGCCCUUGUUCGCCCUCGUUCUUGCGCCGACAAGAGAACUUGCCGCCCAGAUCGCCCAGUCCUUUGAAGCUCUCGGUUCCUUGAUCAACCUCCGCUGCGCUCUUCUUCUUGGUGGUCUAGACAUGGUACAGCAAGCUAUCGCUCUCGGAAAGAAGCCUCACGUCGUCGUCGCAACCCCCGGUAGACUUCUCGACCAUUUGGAAAAGACCAAGGGCUUCAGCUUGCGCAAUCUUAGGUACUGCGUCAUGGACGAAGCCGAUCGCCUCCUCGACAUGGACUUUGGCCCCAUCCUCGAGAAGAUCCUCAAGUUCCUCCCCCGCGAGCGCCGCACUUUUCUGUUCUCCGCCACCAUGUCCAGCAAAGUCGAGUCCCUCCAGCGCGCCUCUCUCCGCGACCCCCUAAAGGUCAACGUCUCCACCUCCAAGUACCAAACCGUCUCGACGCUCGUCUCGAACUACCUCUUCAUCCCUCACAUUCACAAGGACACGUAUUUCAUCUACCUCUGUAAUGAAUUCGCCGGCAAGACAAUGAUCGUCUUUACCCGUACUGUUCUCGAGACGCAAAGAAUUGCCAUUCUGUUGCGCACUCUGGGCAUGGGCGCUAUCCCGCUCCACGGUGGCUUGUCUCAGUCAGCUCGUCUCGGUGCGCUGAGCAAGUUCCGUGCUGGGACGAGGAAUAUUCUUGUGGCUACUGAUGUUGCGGCUCGUGGUUUGGAUAUUCCCAAUGUGGACUGUGUCAUCAAUUAUGAUUUGCCGCAGGAUUCGAAGACAUAUAUUCAUCGGGUUGGUCGUACGGCUCGUGCGGGCAAGUCGGGGCAUGCUCUGAGUAUUGUGACGCAAUAUGACCUCGAAAUCUGGACCCGCAUCGAAGCCGCCCUCGGCACCAAGCUCACCGAGUACGCUUACGAAAAGGACGAGGUGAUGGUUUUUAAGGCCCGGGUGGAAGAGGCUCAACGGCACGCGAGAAAUGAGAUGAAGAACUUGAUUGAUGACCGGGGGAAGAAGGGGUCGGUGCUGAAGGGCCACAGGGGGAAGAAGAGGGGUGCACCCGGGUCUGGGAGGGAUAAUAUGGAUGCUGAGGAGGGUUGAGAGGGCUCUGGAAGGUGGUGAAUCUUUUUAUUUUGUCUGGCAUGUGCGGAGUUUGAAAAAGGGCUGUUAUUUCUUGGGAAUAGGGGCGGGGGUGAGUGGAGGAUAGAGAGCGCCGGAGU